Messenger RNA from Pistacia vera, 1089 nucleotides. Its product is annotated as putative disease resistance RPP13-like protein 1. Bases 1 to 1089 code for a protein of 362 amino acids. The transcript has a single exon. The record is from RefSeq and is a predicted model, not a curated record. NCBI's taxonomy places the organism in Eukaryota, Viridiplantae, Streptophyta, Magnoliopsida, Sapindales, Anacardiaceae.
AUGGCAGAAGGUCUUAUUCAACAAUCUAAAAACAAGCAUAUGGAAGACUUAGGUAGUGAGUAUUUUCGUGAUUUACUGUCGAGGUCAAUAUUUCAACGGUCAAGUAUCAAUGGUUCAAAAUUUAUAAUGCAUGACCUUGUCAAUGAUUUGGCUCAAUGGAUAUCUAGAGAAACAAGUUUUAGAUUGGAGGAUGAAUGCAGUCUCAUGUCAAUAAAAAGAUUUGAUAGAAUUCGACAUUCUUCUUACACAUUUAGACGUUAUGAAGUAAAAAAGAAUUUUGAAGCUCUCUAUAAAGUUGAGUCCUUGAGGACGUUGCUGAGAAUAUUCUUGCCAUUAUGGUACGAAACAACUUACGUUACUAAGACGGUUUUUUUGGAUUUAUUGCCAAAGCUCAAAAAACUGAGAGCACUAUCUUUAACAUACUACCAUGUGAUGGAACUACCCAACUCAAUUGGAGAUCUAAGACAUCUAAGGUACAUUAACCUUUCUGAAACUGGGAUAAAAUGUUUAUCUGAGUCAACAUGUUUACUGUUCAAUUUACAAAGUUUGAUGUUGAGAAAUUGUUGCUGUCUUGAGAAGUUGCCUUCACACGUGGGAAAUUUGAUCAAUCUAUGCCAUUUUGAUAUUAGAGGGUCAAUAUUAAUAAGGGAGAUACCAUUGGGAGUGAAAAACUUAAAAUGUUUGAAGACACUGUCAAAUUUUAUUGUUGGUAAAGGUACUGGAUCUAGCUUGAAGGAUUUGAAAAGCUUAAAGUUUCUUUGCGGAGAGCUCUGCAUUUCACGUUUAGAGAAUGCAGUGGAUUGUCAAGACACAACAGAGAUGAGAUUGUGCGAGAAGGACUUAGAAGUGUUGGCACUAGAAUGGAGUUCAUCUAAUCCCUCGCAAGAUGAAGCAGUGAAAAUUGUUCUUGACAUUUUACAACCUCAUGAAAAUCUUAAAAAUCUCACAAUAAGAAAUUAUGGAGGCCAAAAACUUUCAUCUUGGAUAGGAGAUCCAUCAUUCUCCACCAUGGUGGAUUUGGAAUUGGAUGGAUGUGAUAACUGCACAACCUUGCCUUCGCUAGCACUGAUGGCUCACUUCGGAACCUGA